UCGUUGCUUUGCGACCCAAAUCCUAACUCUCCAGCGAAUUCAGAAGCGGCUCGGAUGUUUAGUGAAAACAAACGUGAAUACAACAGAAGAGUAAGAGAGAUUGUUGAGCAGAGUUGGACUGCUGAUUAAGUAUCUUGGUGUUGCUGUUAAAAGGUUUUCAAAGGAUAUGAUUGAAUAACCAUUUAAGUACUUUAAAAACAUUUGUGUCUUGUAACCCUUGACAAUGUGUUUGUUCAAACUUAUAUGAAUGGACUUAUGAUCUCUA
Molecule: messenger RNA, 265 nt
Organism: Cajanus cajan (pigeon pea)
Lineage: Eukaryota; Viridiplantae; Streptophyta; Magnoliopsida; Fabales; Fabaceae
Source: RefSeq, a predicted model, not a curated record